AUGUCUGCUCCACCGUACAAGGCAAUCGAAGAUUAUGGCAUCAUCGGGGAUAUGCACACGGCUGCUCUCGUCAGCAAGGAUGGAAGUAUGGACUUCCUAUGUUGGCCCGUCUUCGACUCCCCAUCAGUCUUUUGUCGACUCCUAGAUAAGGACAAAGGCGGCCAUUUCAGUAUUCAUGCGAAUGUCGCACACGACGGGAUCCCUCUGAGCAAGCAGAGAUAUCUGCCUUAUACAAAUAUCUUGGAGACUCGUUGGAUUCAUGAGAUUGGAGUUCUAAGUCUGAUUGACUUCUUCCCUGUUUCCAACCACAAAUCCCCCCAGUCUGAUAGACACUUGUCUGGUUAUUGUGCCUGUACUGAGCCAGGCGGCAACCGUUGGAAGUCUGGUGCCAAGCACUCGGGCAUCAUUCGUCGACUGGAAUGCAGCCGAGGCACUAUGGGGGUCACGGUGGAAGUAUUUCCUGCCUUCAAUUACGCCCAGGAUGGUCACACUACUCGUCUCAGCCCGAAAGCUGACGAACCAGGCAACAAACUGCAGUGUGUGUACUUUGAGUCUCCUCAGGAACGGCUCCAGUUGGAUAUUUGGAUCGACAACAAGAAAGAAGGACAGGGUCCUCCCAAGGCUAUUUACCGCCUUGAGAAUCGACCGGGCCAUCUGGGUCAAGGUCUUGUCGUCGACGUAGAGAUUUCUGAGGGACAGUCAAUGAUCUUUGUCCUCCAUAGCCCUGAGAAAACUCUUCCGGGACCUACUCAGCUCGCGUCCUAUCUCUCACGACUUGAGUCGGAAACCUUCCACUUCUGGACUGACUGGAGCCACAAAUGCACAUUCCGUGGCCACUAUCGUGAGACUGUCGAGAGGAGUCUACUCAUUCUCAAAUUGUUGACGUACAAACCUACGGGAGCCGUUAUAGCGGCGCCAACAUUCUCUCUACCAGAGAACAUUGGCGGUACUCGCAAUUGGGAUUACAGAUACUCCUGGGUCCGAGACACAUCUUUCACAUUGUACGCCUUUCUCAAGAAUGGCUACGACGAAGAAGCCGAGGCGUACAUCACGUUCAUCUUCGACCGUGUUUUCCCACCUCUAACUCAGAAACAGUAUACCAAGGAGCAACACCGGCCCUUCUUGCCGAUCAUGUUCACGAUCAGAGGAGACUCGGAAAUACCCGAGUUUGAGCUGAAUCACAUGGACGGAUACCGUGGCAGUAAACCAGUUCGUAUUGGCAAUGCGGCCGCCUUCCAUACACAGCUGGACAUUUACGGCGAAUUGAUGGACAGUAUCUACAUGUACAACAGCCACGCCAAACCAAUUCAGUACGAUCAAUGGCUCGGUAUUCGUCGCAUGGUUAACUAUGUGAUUCAAGUCCGUGACGAACCUGAUAUGUCCAUCUGGGAAGUCCGUGGUAAACCGCAACACUUCCUCUACUCCAAGAUGCUCCUCUGGGUCGCUCUCGAUCGUGGGGUGCGUCUAGCCGAUAAGCAUUCUACUCUACCAUGUCCCGACAAACAACAAUGGAUCCGUGUCCGUGACGAUCUUUACGACGAAAUCAUGGAUAAAGGAUUCAACGAGGAGAAGGGAUUCUUCUGUCAGAGUUAUGAGAAUACUGAAGUCGUCGAUGCUGCCCUCAUGAUUGCUCCUUUGGUACUCUUUGUUGAACCUAAUGAUCGUCGGUUUCUGAGCACAUUGGAUAAAGUUUUGGAACCGCCCGAGAAAUCUGGAUUGACUAGUGCUAGUAUGGUGUUUAGAUAUGACCAUGAAAAGGCCCAAGACGGUGUCGGCGGCCGUGAAGGCGCCUUUAUCAUGAUUACAUUCUGGGCCAUAGAAGCCAUGUUCCGGGUACGCUAUUCCCCCCUUUUCUUCCCAACCCCUCACUCCACCCCCAUAUCUGACCUUGAGAAAAAGGCAUCAAAAUACACCGACACCCUCCCCAACGGUGACGACAUCCGUCGCAAAGCAAUCGCCAGUUUCGACAACUGCCUCUCCUUUGCCAAUCAUUUGGGAAUCUUUUCCGAGGAAGUGGCAAUCAGUGGCGAGGCGAUGGGUAAUGUGCCGCAGGCUUUUAGUCAUUUGUCGUGUAUUAGUGCUGCAAUGAAUUUGCCUGAUAUUCGUCGUUGA
This is a messenger RNA of Talaromyces stipitatus ATCC 10500, 2112 nucleotides long. RefSeq names its product glycosyl hydrolase, putative. NCBI's taxonomy places the organism in Eukaryota, Fungi, Ascomycota, Eurotiomycetes, Eurotiales, Trichocomaceae. The coding region runs from base 1 to 2112 and encodes 703 amino acids. Gene Ontology annotation, molecular function: hydrolase activity, hydrolyzing O-glycosyl compounds. Gene Ontology annotation, biological process: carbohydrate metabolic process. The record is from RefSeq and is a predicted model, not a curated record. The transcript has 2 exons.